This is a messenger RNA of Entamoeba dispar SAW760, 531 nucleotides long. RefSeq names its product protein TEX261, putative. The record is from RefSeq and is a predicted model, not a curated record. Gene Ontology annotation, molecular function: COPII receptor activity. Lineage: Eukaryota; Evosea; Mastigamoebida; Endamoebidae. The transcript has 2 exons. Bases 1 to 531 code for a protein of 176 amino acids. Gene Ontology annotation, cellular component: Golgi membrane; endoplasmic reticulum membrane; COPII-coated ER to Golgi transport vesicle. Gene Ontology annotation, biological process: endoplasmic reticulum to Golgi vesicle-mediated transport.
AUGUUUAGACAUAUUUUAUUAUUAUUAUUUAUUGGACUCUCAUUAGCUGCAGGUCUUUAUGUCUUUUCAUUGUUUGUUGAAGAAAAACCAUCUCAUGCACAAAGGAUAAUCAAAUAUUUAAUUGUUGGAACUACUCUUCAAACUUUGUUGUGCCUUCGAUUUGUUCCAUGGUAUGUUGUUAUUAUAAAUCUUAUUUCGCAAGCUAUUUAUUUUAUGUUAUGCAAAGACGUUCCUUAUAUUAGUUACAAGUCACCUAUUUUCUUUGGAGGGUGUGUUGCUGCUGUGUUAUCUCAUUUGGUGUUUGCUAUUCAUUUCCUCUUGUCUGAAGAAUGGCAUUUUUGGAGAUUAUUAUUAAUUAAUAUCUAUACUUUAUGGACCGUUCCUUUGUUGUUGUUAGCGUCUGCGGUCAUUGCUCCAGAGGCAUUGGUUGGCUCAGGUGAAGAAAAAGAAUUAGAGCAUCGAAGUUUGUUUGCUCGAGUUUUAAAAGCAAUUUUUGGAAGAGUAACAAAAUGGGUUGAGUCACUUCAAUGA